Molecule: messenger RNA, 2316 nt
Organism: Closterium sp. Yama58-4
Lineage: Eukaryota; Viridiplantae; Streptophyta; Zygnematophyceae; Desmidiales; Closteriaceae
Source: the annotation of a GenBank genome assembly
AUGAGCACAACGCACCUAGUGUGUGAAAGGGGACCAGAAUUGUCAAACGGCGGCAAGGGGGGAGGAGGCGGUGGUGGUGGGGGUGGUGGUGGAGGCGGGAGUGGGACCGGCCAGCAGCAGCAGCAGCGCCAGACCCCCUCCUCUCAGCAGCUUCAUGACUGGUAUGCUGGGCGUGGGGCGUCUGGGGGUUCUGGUCGCUGCCCCUAUGUCAUUCUCACUGGCCCUCGCAAGGGCCGCACGUGCAACGGCCUUCACCCUGAGUCCCGUUGCUUUGCGCGCCUCAGCGACGCCUGGCGCGCCAAGUUCCCUGAUGCCACUGAGUUCCCCAACUGGGCUGAUCUGCUUAGGCGUGAUGUCAAUGUCUAUGAUCUUGACUAUGAUGCAAUCCUUGCUGCCAUGUAUGCAUUGACUGUUAGUGCUGAGGGUGACUGCUACUUGUGCGUUCCGCCUGACCCAGGUAUAGAGACUGCAGCCCUAGGUGCUCGUGCGUCUGACCCCUCUGGUACUGCGUCCACGCAAGCUUUGCACACGUUUACACUUGACUCUGGUGCUUCUCGCUGUUUCUUUCGCGACAGCACCGCAGUCACCCCCCUCCCUGCACCUGUUCCUGUCUCACUGGCUGACCCCUCUGGGGGCCCAGUGCUUGCACGUGCCACGACUGUGCUUCCGUGCCCGGCGGUCCCGUCUGGUGAGCUGUCAGGUCUCCAUGUUCCCUCGUUCUCUACGAACUUGGUGAGCAACGCCGUCCUUCAGGAUCACUGGGUUGACACCUGGACUCCUGGAGGACAGCGUGUGGCGAUCUGUACGUGCUCCAAGACUGGCCGCCACCUGGCCACGUUCACCCGUGAGCCGGGGUCCAGUCUUUACACUCUCACCACUGUUUCACGCUACACUCCUUUGUCUCCACAGCUGUACGCGUCUGCUCAGGUAGCCACCCAGUGUGAGUGCCGCCGCCUGUCCCACGACACUCUCCUGUGGCACCACCGCCUUGGUCACCCCUCCCUGCCUCGCCUUCGUGGCAUGCACUCUCGCUGUCUGGUCUCUGGUCUUCCCAGGUCCCUGCCUGCACUCCCUCCCUCUCCUGCGCCGCCCUGCAUUCCUUCCGUCGAGGGGCGGCAGCGCGCCGCUCCUCACUCCUCCUCGUUCCCUCCCACAGAGGCUCCGCUGCAGACGCUCCACCUGGACGUGUGGGGCCCAGCCCGCGUCCAGGGUCAGGGCCGCGAGCGCUACUUCCUGCUGGUCGUCGACGACUACUCGCGCUACACCACGGUCUUCCCCUUGCGCAACAAGGGCCAGGUCCCUCAUGUUUUGAUCCCCUGGAUCCGCGCUGCUCGUCUCCAGCUUCGCGAGCGGUUCCAGACGGACUUUCCUGUCCUGCGUCUGCACUCUGAUAGAGGUGGUGAGUUCUCCUCUGACCUCUUGCGAGCCUUCUGUGCGGAGCACGGCAUCCGCCAGACGUUCACGCUUCCGGCCUCUCCGCAGCAGAAUGGGGUUGCUGAGCGCCGCAUUGGCUUAGUCAUGGAGGUCGCUCGUACCUCCAUGAUCCAUGCGGCUGCCCCCCAUUUUCUGUGGCCGUUUGCGGUCCGCUACGCCGCGCAUCAGCUCAACCUCUGGCCCCGUGUCUCCUUGCCGGAGACCUCGCCCACACUGUUGUGGACGGGGGAGGUUGGCGAUGCGUCGCGCUUUCGGGUCUGGGGUGCUCGUGCCUUUGUCCGCGAUACCACCGCGGACAAACUCUCCGCCCGCGCCAUUCCCUGUGUCUUCCUUGGUUUUCCUCCUGACGCGCCUGGCUGGCAGUUUUACGACCCCACCUCGCGCCGUGUCUUUGCGUCUCAGGAUGUCACCUUUGACGAGUCCGUUCCCUUCUACCGUCUCUUUCCCUACCGUACCUCCCCUCGCGCCCCCCCGUUGCUCUUCCUCACCCCAGGUCCUCCCCAGGUAGACCCCCUUCCCGCGCCAGGUCCUGCCCCUUCAGGUGUUUCUCACGUGGACCCACCCGUACCUGCGCCUGUUGAGGUCACUGGUGACUCUGGUCCUGCUGGAGGUGUCGUUGGCUCUGGGGGUGCGGAGCCUAGGGGUGCGGAGCCUGGGGGUGCGGAGCCUAGGGGUGCGGAGCCUAGGGGUGCGGAGCCUGGGGGUGCGGAGCCUGGGGGUGCGGAGCCUGGAGGUACUGAGCCUGGGGGUGCGGAGCGUGAGCGUGAGGUGCCUGGAGGUGCUGAGCCUGCGAGUCAGGAGCCUGGUGGUACUACGCCUGAGGGUGCUGUGUCUGGGGGUGACGUGCCUGUGUGUGUGGAGACUAGCUGGGCCUGGAGGUGA